UUUUAUAGCUUCGAAAAUCGCAAUGGCAUUUCAAAUUAACGUUACAAAAUCAGUUCUCACAAAGAAACAAUGAUUUUCUCGUGAAUCCUUUUUCCUCACAAUAAUCUCGCUUCGCUUUUCAGCAAUGGAGUUUUCAGGAAAAUCCAAGGUGCUGUUGGGGAAGUUCAUCUCGGCAAUAUUUUUAUGGGAAUUACUGAGAUCAAACGUAGUAGAAUGUGGAGCUGUGGGGCUUCCGACGAAUAGCAUCACGUUUUCGGCGCUAAAUUGUCGCAAACACAGCGCGGUUUUGACGGAUUUUGGCGGGAUCGGCGAUGGAAAAACUUCCAACACGAAGGCGUUCAAAGCUGCGAUUACGAAUCUUAGCCAUGUUGCGGCGGACGGUGGCGCACAGCUCAUUGUGCCGCCAGGGAAGUGGCUAACUGGGAGCUUUAAUCUCACCAGCCAUUUCACGCUUUUUGUCCAUAAAGAUGCUGUUAUUCUUGGAUCUCAGGAUGAAUCAGAAUGGCCUCCUGUUGCUCUUCUGCCAUCAUACGGGCUGGGAAGAGAUGCCCCUGGUGGAAGGCUCAGCAGUCUUAUUUUCGGCACCAACCUCACAGAUGUUGUCAUUACAGGUAAUAACGGCACCAUCGACGGCCAAGGUGCAUACUGGUGGAAGCAGUUCAAGGAGAGCAAAAUGACUGUAACCAGACCCUACAUGAUUGAAAUUAUGUAUUCGAAACAGGUUCAGAUAUCGAAUCUAACGUUGGUUAACUCGCCGUCAUGGAAUGUUCAUCCUGUAUACAGCAGUGAUAUAAUCAUCCAACACUUGACUGUUCUUGCACCGGUUGAUUCUCCUAAUACAGAUGGAAUAGACCCAGAUUCAUGUACGAACACUCGAAUCGAAGACAGUUUUGUUGUCUCCGGAGACGACUGCAUUGCCGUUAAAAGCGGAUGGGAUGAAUACGGUAUCAAAUUCAACAUGCCAACCAAGCAACUCGUGAUCAGAAGGUUCACCUGCAUUUCCCCUAGCAGCGCCGCCAUUGCUCUCGGGAGCGAGAUGUCCGGUGGGAUCAAAGACGUAAGAGCCGAAGACAUUACAGCGAUCAAUACAGAAUCCGGUGUGAGGAUCAAAACUGGAGUGGGAAGAGGAGCUUACGUCAAAAGCAUUUACGUCAGAAACAUGACAUUGAAUACAAUGAAGUACGUGUUCUGGAUGACGGGUGAUUAUGGAUCGCAUCCAGGUGACAAGUUCGAUCCGAAUGCUUUCCCCGUAAUCAAAGGAAUCAAUUACAGGGACAUUGUGGCAGAUAAUGUCACACGGUCGGCACAACUGGAUGGAAUCGGAAGACAUCCUUUCACCGAUAUUUGCAUUUCCAAUGUCGACAUCAAACUGACCGCAAAACCAAAAGAAGUGCAAUGGAACUGCACCGAGGUUCAGGGAGUUACCAACCGUGUGAGCCCCGCACCAUGUGGUUUGUUGCCUCGAAAGGAAAUCGAGUGUCCCUUCCCUAAGGACAGGCUGCCCAUCGAAGAUGUCGAGUUGAAGACUUGUUCUAUCAGCGGCAACUUCUAAUAACCAUUUAAUUUACUUUAUCCUUGCUGCUUAUAAUGGAGACCUAAUAUGUUAUAUAUAUAUAUAUAUAUUAUACAGGUAUGGUGUAAAAGACUGUUCGGACGAGUGUUUAAAUGUGUGGAAUUCGAAUAUAUAUAUAUAUUCGUAUGUUAAAAAGAAUCAUAUUUU
Molecule: messenger RNA, 1720 nt
Organism: Hibiscus syriacus
Lineage: Eukaryota; Viridiplantae; Streptophyta; Magnoliopsida; Malvales; Malvaceae
Product: probable polygalacturonase
Exons: 6
Coding region: 125-1552 (475 amino acids)
Biological process (GO): carbohydrate metabolic process
Molecular function (GO): polygalacturonase activity
Source: RefSeq, a predicted model, not a curated record